Messenger RNA from Sodiomyces alkalinus F11, 2727 nucleotides. Its product is annotated as serine endopeptidase. The record is from RefSeq and is a predicted model, not a curated record. Gene Ontology annotation, molecular function: serine-type endopeptidase activity; tripeptidyl-peptidase activity. Lineage: Eukaryota; Fungi; Ascomycota; Sordariomycetes; Glomerellales; Plectosphaerellaceae. The transcript has 12 exons. Bases 1 to 2727 code for a protein of 908 amino acids. Gene Ontology annotation, biological process: proteolysis. Gene Ontology annotation, cellular component: membrane; cell wall; cytosol.
AUGCGUCUGAACAGCCUCAUCCUCGGCCUCCCCCUCGCGGGGAGCGCCCUGGCUGCAAACCUCGACCCUCGACAAUCUACCCGUAUUGGAGAAAGCGACGAGGGUACAGCGCCUGUGGCUAAGAGUUUCAUCAUCGAGUACUCCCGUGCAGCCGUGAGAAGGCGACAAGAGAGCCUGGCCUCUGACGACAACAUCACGGUCGUCAAGACCUUCGAGACCGAUAUCUUUUCCGGCAUCAGCGUCGAAACGGACACCCACAACAUCGACAGUCUCUUGCGUCUCCCCGACGUCGUCAACGUAUGGCUGAACGAGGAGGUUCGUCUCGCCCCCAUUGAGGUCCACCGACAAUUUAGCGACGACGCUGCCGCUGCCGACUAUUCCACACAUAACGCCACCGGAGUCUCCAAGCUGCAUGACCAGGGCUACUUUGGCAAAGGGGUCAAGAUUGGCGUGGUUGACACGGGCAUCUACUACCUUCACGAAGCUCUCGGCUCGGGUAUUGGUCCUGGGUUCAAGGUCGAAGGUGGCUACGAUUUUGUUGGCAACGGCUUCUGGCCUUCCGAGCCUGCUGAGCCGAGCGAUGACCCUCUCGACUAUGGGGGUCAUGGUACCCAUGUUGCUGGUAUCAUCGCCGGCCAGACCGGUUUUUGGAAGGGUGUUGCCCCUGAGGCAACUCUCUAUGCCUACAAGGUUUUCUCCCAGUCGCCGAGCACCACAACGUCCGUUUUGAUCGAAGCCUUCCUUCGUGCCUAUGAAGAUGGUUGCGACAUCAUCACCGCUAGCAUCGGCGGCGCCAACGGCUGGUCCAACAACCUUUGGGCAGAAGUGGCCUCGCGUCUCGUGGAAGAAGGCGUCGUCGUCACCAUUUCCGCCGGUAACAGCGGCGCAGCCGGUCCGUUCUUCGGUACCUCGGGCGGCUCUGGCCGCAACGUCGUCACCGUGGCCUCCCUCCGGACCGAACUCUUCCCGGCCUCGCCGUUUGAAGCCACUUUUUCUCUCGAUGGCGAAUCGAACACCACCAAGGUCGGCUACUUGCCAGCCACUUUUUACUUCCCCCCAUCCGUGGCCGGCUGGCCCAUCGUACCCUUGACGCUGGACACUUCCGUCGUCGAUGACGCAUGCCAGCCUUUCGGCGAAGACGGCCCAGACCUGACCGGCAAGGUCGCGCUGGUCCGCCGUGGCACCUGCAACUUUGCGGUCAAGCAGCAAAACGUCGCUGCUCUGGGCGCCGAGUACGUUCUCAUCUACACCGACGACAGGCCCAUCGUCACCCCUUCGACCGACCAUGAGACCACUCUCCUUGGUAUGGUCACGGCCGAGGCUGGAGGAGCCAUCAUCGGUACCAUUUUGGCUGGCGGCAACGUGACGGCCGACUUCUCCGUCAACCCGGAAGAGGUUGUCGGCCUGGAGUACCCCGCGGGCGGUCUGCCUAGCACCUUCACCUCCUGGAGCGCCCUGUACGAUUUGCAGAUCAAGCCUGACAUCGCUGCCCCCGGCGGUGACAUCUUCAGUGCCUACCCCAAUGGCGAAUAUGCCGUCACCAGCGGCACUUCCAUGGCAUGCCCGUACGUGGCCGGCGUUGCAGCGCUCUGGAUCAGCGCAUACGGCGGCCGCGAGGUCCACGGCAAGGGCUACGCCAAAGAACUGGGCGAGCGUAUCAUCUCUAGCGGCACGUCCGUCCCGUGGUCCGACGGUACGGAGACCGACUACGGCCAUAUUGCCCCUGUGGCCCAAGUUGGAAACGGCCUCGUCAACGCCUUCAAGGUGCUGAAAUACGACACCGCGCUCCGGUUCGACAAGAUUGCGCUCAACGACACGCGGUACUUCAGCCGCUAUCACGAUGUCACCGUCACGAACAACGGCGAAGAAGCCGUCACGUACACCUUUUCGGCCGAGCAUGGUGCUGGUGUCGAGACUGUUGGGUGGCUUCCCACCGUAACUGGGGGUUUCACGAAACGCCUCAAGCGCUUUGUCGAGUUGGUGCCGAUCGACUUGGAAGUGGACAUCAGCUUUCCGAGGGCUUUUACUCUCCAGCCAGGCGAGAGCAGGACCGUUUCGGUCAACUUCAGGAACCCCGACACACUUGGCUGGAACGCCACGGCUUUGCCCCUGUAUAGUGGCAAGGUCAUCGUUUCGGGCAGUAACGGCGAGCGACUUUCUGUUCCCUUCUUGGGUCUCGGUGCCGAUUUGAAGCGUCAGACAGACCCCAUCUACCACAAUGGUUACCCAUUCUCUGUGUCGGGGGUGAACAAUGUGGACAUUAACCAGGAUUCAUCGUAUUCCUUCGACCUGAGCGUCGAUGCACAGGACUUCCCCAAGGUCUACAACCGAAUCAACUGGGGCAGCCGCCAAGUUCGUUGGGAUAUCUUCGAGGCCGGUUGGCGAGAGCGCAAUUGGAAGUAUCCUCCCGUAGAAGGCGAGAACGGCUACAUCGGCCCGGCGGCGGGAUGGAGCAGCGCCGGAUCGGUCGCCGUGUUUAACCCGGCCAUCCACAACCCGAACACCACCUUCACGUUCCCGAUCACGGACGUUUACCGCAAUGCCGAAACGACGGCCAUCGAGUUCCGAUACUACUGGUUUGGCAAGCUCGGCAACGGGAGUCUGAUUGCCAACGGCCGAUACAAAAUGCGCUUUGCCACGCUUAAACCGUUUGGCAACCCUCAUGCUGCUGAUAAUUGGGACGUAUUCCACACUCCUGAGAUCGAGGUCACGGGUCAGCAUUAUUGA